AUGUCGGCAGUGGAAAAGACCGAGGGGACUGCUCCUCUCUUCACCGGCCCGGUGGGACGGCAGGCCAUCCUCGACCCCGACGACAGCAACAACUUCAACUUCGGCAUCGUGCACUUCGGCGCCGGCGUCCGCAAUAAGUUCCAUACCCACAGCGGCGACCAGAUCCUCAUCGUCACCGAGGGCACCGGCAUCGUCGCCACUCGCGACGAGGAAGUCGUGGUCAACGAAGGCGACGUGGCCGUCAUCCCCGCUGGCGAAGACCACUGGCACGGCUCCCGCGAAACCGCCAUGUCCCACAUCACCAUCACCGUGAAGGGUAGCCAGACCCAACAGAACGAGGACUAA
Messenger RNA from Geodia barretti, 345 nucleotides. The record is from the annotation of a GenBank genome assembly. Lineage: Eukaryota; Metazoa; Porifera; Demospongiae; Tetractinellida; Geodiidae.